GCGAACAGAAAAAGGAUGUAUACAAAACAUAGAUGUGGUUCUAGGUCAAUCCCUGUUAGAGUAGAAAAACUGGCACGAGAAAGGAAGAUGCUACCUGAUCUAGCAGAGUUGUACAAGGAAACUCACUAUAAUGAGAAAACACAUGAGUGGAUCUCAUCUCAAGCUCAGUGUAAUUAUGAAAAUAUGAUACAGACACAGGCUGAUCACCUCUCACAGCCAGGAUCAACCCCUUUGACUGCAGAAGAGCUAUCAAUCAAAGUCCUAAAGCCAAGGUCUGGCUAUGUGAAGGGACUUGGCAUGAGACCUUCAUCCUCUAUUAGGAGGACCACUACCAUAUAUGCUGAAACAAAUGAUUACGUGAAGCGCCUUGAGAUGCAAAUAAAGACACGGAAGGAACAAAUACAAAUGCAGAACAAUAAAAUAGAAGAUCUUGAAGAGGGUAAGAAGAAGCAAGGGGAGAUAAUGGCUGAUGUUGUCAACUUUUUGAGGACCAAAGGAUUCACUGGACACUUUGGAAGUGGAGGGGACGCAUCCACAAGUGGACAUACUUCUUGAUUGGAUUGGGGUGGCAUUUUUGACGUGCAACAAUGAUAUAAUUUGCUUGAAUGUUCAUUUUUGUUUGAUAAGGAUACACAUACAGUUACACUAGUUAUUGUUGGAUUUUUGGUGGAAUUGAACAAGUUAUAACUUUUGGAUAUUUUGUGGAUAUUUCACUAUUUUAUUAUAUCAGGAUGAAAUUAUUUGUAAUGAUGAAUGCAUAUUUUCAUUUUGUUAA
Messenger RNA from Camellia sinensis, 775 nucleotides. The record is from RefSeq and is a predicted model, not a curated record. Lineage: Eukaryota; Viridiplantae; Streptophyta; Magnoliopsida; Ericales; Theaceae.